This is a messenger RNA of Vidua chalybeata, 1844 nucleotides long. Its product is annotated as F-BAR domain only protein 2-like. Gene Ontology annotation, biological process: clathrin coat assembly; synaptic vesicle endocytosis; clathrin-dependent endocytosis. The record is from RefSeq and is a predicted model, not a curated record. Gene Ontology annotation, cellular component: clathrin-coated vesicle; plasma membrane; clathrin-coated pit. NCBI's taxonomy places the organism in Eukaryota, Metazoa, Chordata, Aves, Passeriformes, Viduidae.
GUGUCUUAGUUUUAAUGGGGGAAAGGAACAGUGGCUUUGAUGUCCUCUAUCACAACAUGAAACAUGGACAUUUGUCAACAAAAGACUUGGCCGACUUUAUAAGAGAAAGGGCUGCAAUAGAGGAGACAUAUUCAAGAUCAAUGACAAAACUAGCCAAAUCAGUGAGCAAUUACACACAACUUGGGACAUUUGCACCAGUUUGGGAUGUUUUCAAAAUCUCAACAGAAAAACUGGCAAGCUGUCACUUGGACCUCAUGCGGAGAUUACAAGAGCUAAUAAAAGAAGUUCAUAAGUAUGGAGAUGAACAAAUCAAAACUUAUAAAAAGACUAAAGAAGAUGUUUCAUGAACACUAGAAGCAGUGCAAAAUAUUCAAAGUAUCACUCAGGCCUUACAGAAACAGGAAAACUACAAUGCAAAGUUUGUCGAACAAGAACGUUUGAAAAAGGAAGGAGCAACACAGAGAGAAAUUGAUAAGGCUGCAGUUAAAUUGAAAAAAGCUACAGAUACCUAUAAACUGUAUGUGGAGAAAUAUGCGGCAGUUAAAUCUGCUUUUGAACAGAAGAUGACCGGAAGUGCACAGAAAUUUCAAGACAUUGAAGAAACACAUCUUCUUCAUAUGAAAGAUAUUAUAGAAUCAUUGUCAAAUAGCAUAAAAGAAAUUAAUUUGCAAAUAGAAGAGGUACAUGAAGAGUUUAUUGAUAAUAUGACAAAUACUACAGUUAAGAGUUUAAUACAGACAUUUUCUGAGUCAAAAGGAACUGGCAAGGAAAGACCUCGCCCUAUUGAAUUUCAGGAAUGUAACACAUCCAGUGCAGUUGAAGGGAUAAAACCACGAAAGAGGAAGCCAUUUGGUUUAUCAGGGAUUAUGAAAAAAGAAAAAGACACUGAGUCCAUCUCCAGAAGAAGAUCCCUGCUCAGCCAAGCCGGCCUUCUGCCUCACCUGCUUGACUUCAGACACUUGGGAAUUGCCUGCUUCUGUGCCCUUAGGAGUGUUUCACGUGGUCCCAGCCCUGUCAGACUUGGAAACCAGGACAUCGUGCCUGUUGCAGUAGCCUUUACUGAAUCUGUUAACGCCUACUUUAAAGGAACAGAUCCCACAAAAUAUAUUGUGAAGAUCACUGGUGAUAUGACAUUAUCAUUCCCAAGUGGGAUUAUUAAAGUCUUUACCAGCAACCCAUCUCCAGCAGUGCUCUGCUUCAGGGUAAAAAAUACAAGCAAACUAGAGCACAUUCUUCCAAAUGCACAACUUGUGUACAGUGAUCAGUCACAAAGUGACUCUAGUACUAAGGAUUUUUGGGUGAACAUGCAAGCCAUAACUGUCUACCUCAAGAAAUUAUCAGAGCACAAUCCAUCUGCAUCCUAUUAUAAUGUGGAUGUUUUAAAUUAUCAGGUAUCUUCAAAUGGCAUCCAGUCCACUCCCUUGGAUCUUGCAACUUACUGGAAAUGCAAUGCUAGCACUACUGAUGUGAGAAUGGAUUAUAAAUAUAAUCCAGAGUCUAUGAAUGUGCCUAGUAUGCUGUCUAAUGUGCAGGUUGUGGUACCAGUAGAUGGUGGAGUAAAAAACAUGCAAUCACUUCCACCAGCAAAAUGGAAUGCAGAUCAGAUGAAAGCUUAUUGGAAAAUAUCUAGCAUUUCAGAGAAGUCUGAGAAUGGAGGUUCUGGAUCCCUCAGAGCAAAAUUUGAACUUUCAGAAGGACCCAGUAAACCGGCAACACUUGCAGUGCAAUUCAUUAGUGAAGUAAGCACCCUUUCAGGAAUAGAUGUAGAGCUAGUAGGCACUGGCUAUCGACUUUCCCUCCUUAAGAAGAGAUUUGCCUCUGGACGAUAUAUGGCAGACUGCUGA